Messenger RNA from Osmerus eperlanus (European smelt), 2536 nucleotides. RefSeq lists its product as uncharacterized. The transcript has 16 exons. The record is from RefSeq and is a predicted model, not a curated record. Bases 257 to 1561 code for a protein of 434 amino acids. Gene Ontology annotation, molecular function: protein binding. NCBI's taxonomy places the organism in Eukaryota, Metazoa, Chordata, Actinopteri, Osmeriformes, Osmeridae.
UGAUCUGUUAGAAAAAUCUAUUGGCAUAGGCCUACUGAAACCAACAACUGCGUGUACACUCACGAUCAGUGCGCUAUGCGACUUUUUCAUGUGGAAAUAGUUUAACUAAAAAAACAUAUGUUACUACUGUAAGCGACUCAGGAGUGAGGUGUCUCGGUAUGUUAUUAUCACACGGAAGCGCGCGUGGGCUGUGACGCGGAGACCGAACGCGAAACUUGGCGCGUCUCUCUGUGAUCGUGCUGUUGGAGCUGGGAACAUGCCACCUAAAGACCCGCUCCUCGGGACGCUCAAAGUGUGCAUCCUGAACCUCCAAGCUUCGGGGGAGCUAGUGACAGACCUCAACCCUCACCUGACCUCCUGCUGUGAGCUGCUGGAGCUCAUCCUUAGGAAGGGCCUCCAACAGCCGGUUCUGUGUCUGGGCCACAGAGACUACUGGCAUUGUUUUGAACAGCUUCCCCAUCAGGACACCUGUGGCAGGCUCAGUGCUCUAUCUCUGGCAGUGGAACAGACGGCCGUCAACAAGAAGUUGCUUUCGCCUCAGGGUCGGGGACGAUACCUGCUCAGGCUGGCCCUCAAACGGAGGGUUCUAGAAGGAUUCCUCAAACACUUGCUACACACACCCAAGCUUCUGGAGUGGUACAAUCCAGCUGUCUCGAUUCUCAGGAAUGAGGAAUUCGUUGAGCCUUUCACGUCUCUGCUCCUUGUGCUGUCAGGCAUGGAGUUCAAGCUGGACAUGAAGAACUGCAGUUUCCUGGACGAGAGUUGGCUGCUGCCUGUGUGUGACGUGUACGAGGCCGUUCCCUGCAAGGAGCUGGGGAUGGUGCUCAGGUAUCUGAGUGGGCGUGUCUUUGUGCUGGACCUGUUGCCAGGCAGCCAGGCCCAGGUGGACAGAUGUGUCCAUCUAGGUGACAUCAUCGAUGAGAUCAAUGGAAUCUCCCUUCGGAACGCCAGGAAUGGCCAGGCAGGUGUGGUGCUGUCUCGGUUAAAGGGUCGGCCGCUGUCCCUGCGCGUGCUGCGCUGGCAGGGCAGGGAGGGGGGCACGUAUCGGCCAAUCAUCAAACUCCUACGGGAGCUGAGAGAGGAGAACCCCUCUUUGCGGCUAGACCCCUCCCCUUCCUCUCAGCUCUCCACCAAUGAGAGGUCAGCGCCGUCACAAUGCCUCAAAGAAGGGAGAAUUGUUUACAUUGUGCAGUACAUGGGAAAGGCAAACAUUGGAAUGUAUGGAGGGAAGGAGGUCUUGCAGGUGGGCAUCCCCCAGGUCCUAAAGAGAGGCCAGCCCAGCCAGGAAGUGCUUUUGGACUUGAAGGAAACCCACUUAACCUGUACUGACAAUGCCAGCAAGAAAGAGCUUUUCCAGCACCACUACCCUGAGAUCUCAUGUGUGGGGAGAUACGGUCAGCCAGACUUCACCCUAUUUGCAUUCUGUGUAGUAGACUCCCCAGAAACACCCCAGUCAUCAGGCUUCUGCUGUGUGGUGCUGAGAGCCAGCCACGGGAAGCAGUGUGAGGAUAUAGUCAGCCGCAUUGCUACAGGGUUUAAGCACACGGAGUGGUUUGUAUAACACGUUGAGGAACUUCAUCUGUAUGUGCCAUAGCAGCUCGACAAAGCCUGUGCUACAUUUCCUGCCAUUGUACAAAGCAACACAUGUAAAUAAAAUAAAAAACUACGGUGUAUUACAAUGUGUUUGAGACACAUCAACCAUGCACUCAAAUGAUUACACAGACAUGGCUUGUACUCGUAAAGACAUUUAAUAGAAAUACUACAAUGUGACAACACGUCAUAAACAGUAUUAAAUGUAGCUGCCAAGGUUCUUUUAUGUAGGAAAAGUAAUAUGUAAAAAGCAGUCCUGAACGACCACAGUGAUCCUCCCUGCUGUGCCCCCCUCACCCACCCAGAGCAGUAGCACAAAGGGUCCUGACACAGGUGGUGAACGCCUGGACCACCACCAGCCAGAUAUCCAGCUGGUCAAAAGCCAGGCGGGUCAGGAGGUUGGUUGAAAGUGUGGAGCCAACUGCUUAAGGACAGUAUGAGAGACGGCUGAUGAGUGACCGGGGGGGGGGGGGGGCAUUUGGAGGCAACCGCCCCAGAAGUGGAGAACAGCACAUUCUGAACACCUAUUACACAACCCCCAUCCACCGCCCCCCCACCCCCACCCCAAGACGCCUCCAGUUUGAAGCCGGGCAGAAACGCCUAGAUAUGUCAAUGGGUCACUGAACAAUACCCCAAAAUCCAGAAUAGUGGAAUGACGGAUCUUUACCUCGUUCUAAAAAUACAAAAAAUAAAAGUAUAAAUCAGGAACAUUCCUUUUAAAAAUACCCAAGAAAUAACAUGUCCACAAAAAAAGGGUUAGGUAUGAUAAAUAGGAUUAUUAGUCUGGACGACGCCAUGAGGGGGGGGGGGGUUCCUAGGCCCUCUCGCCCCUUAUCCUGCGAGCCAGCUGGAUGUCUUUGGGCAUGAUGGUGACACGCUUGGCAUGGAUGGCGCACAGGUUGGUGUCCUCAAACAGACCCACCAGGUAGGCCUCGCUAGCCUCCUG